AUAAACUAUUAGGCUAAAACCUAUACAUGCAUACUGAAACGUUUUAUCUACAUCAAUAACCUUCCCUCAGCGAAAAGGUUAAGACUUGUGUGUGUUUGGUGGGAGCUCCCACCUCUUUGGGCACCAUGUCCCAGUACCUGAGGCUGUUUACGGCUGUGGGCGAUGACCAACACGGUGAAUCCCAAUGGAAGGAAGAGGUCCUGCAUGAGACCAGUGAGGAGCUGGCACCAGCCACAGGACAGGUCCAAGGUCAAGUCACCUUCAGAGAUUCUCUGCGUCGUCUCUACAGCUCAGAGAGAUUCCAGAUUGUGGUUGUGGGACUGGUCAUUUUAGACGCCAUCUUUGUCCUGUGUGAGCUUCUCAUUGACCUGGCCAUUAUUAAAGUACACAAUGAGAGCAUUGCCCCACAGGUGUUCCAUUACCUGAGUCUGGCCUUGCUCACCUUCUUUAUGAUGGAGAUAGUGGGGAAGCUCUAUGCCUACCGCAUGGAGUUCUUCAAACACAAGUUUGAGGUGUUUGAUGCAAUUGUGGUGGUGGUGUCGUUCAUACUGGACAUUGUGUACAUCUCCAAGGAAGGUGCUUUUGAUGGUAUGGGAUUCUUGAUCCUGCUCAGAUUGUGGAGAGUGGCUAGGAUCAUUAAUGGUAUCCUGGUGUCAGUGAAGAACCGUGCUCAACACAAAAUUGAUAAGCUGAAAGAGAGUAAUGAUCACCUGACCCAGCGGGUCAACGAGCUUCAGGAACAGAACACUCGGACGGAGCAAGAGAACAAUAGACUGCGAGCACUCUUACGACAACAUGCCAUUGAGUUCUGAUAUUCCAGAGACAGGAUCUGAGCACAUCUGGCAUAUUUGUUCAGAGUGAGCUCUACAUGCACUAUGCACUUGCCAAGUCAAAUAUGUCCACUCCUCUUUAGAUUAAUACACAAUUACAAAAUAUUAACCUGAUGCAGAUUAGGCUGGCAGAAAUUAAUGUUGGCAGAAAGGGAAGUUCAUGAUCACGAAGUCAUGACAACAAAUUUUAUUUACAGAGUACUGUGCUUAUAUUACAAUAACCAUUCAUUAGAGCCAUG
Molecule: messenger RNA, 1069 nt
Organism: Chanos chanos (milkfish)
Lineage: Eukaryota; Metazoa; Chordata; Actinopteri; Gonorynchiformes; Chanidae
Gene: hvcn1
Product: hydrogen voltage-gated channel 1
Exons: 6
Coding region: 126-812 (228 amino acids)
Biological process (GO): proton transmembrane transport
Cellular component (GO): plasma membrane
Molecular function (GO): voltage-gated proton channel activity
Source: RefSeq, a predicted model, not a curated record